This is a messenger RNA of Rhipicephalus microplus (southern cattle tick), 884 nucleotides long. RefSeq lists its product as uncharacterized. Lineage: Eukaryota; Metazoa; Arthropoda; Arachnida; Ixodida; Ixodidae. Gene Ontology annotation, cellular component: membrane. The record is from RefSeq and is a predicted model, not a curated record. Gene Ontology annotation, molecular function: growth factor activity.
CGUUGACGUCCGGCAAUCCUCCAGACCGACGGGCGCCGGGCACCCAACCGUGGCUGCAGCGUGCCGGUUGACAGACACACAAUAUGCGCGCCGCAUGGCUGACGCUGGCCUUUUACGCUACGGCAGCAGGCUCGCUCUCCAUAUCUCGCGAAGAACUCUUCCGCGAGAUUUUCAGACAGCUGUCGCCCAAGCAUCAUAAGAACGCAAUUGGCCACGGCCCUGUCCUGUACGACUACGAGGAUUAUUUCGACGCGCCCGACUUCGAAGAGCCGCUAUGCGUGGCUGAGUUGGUGUUGGCCGAGGACCGACGAGCGACGUGCCGGCCGCGCAACCAGCUGGUGCCGUUGCCCCCGGGGCCACCCGAACUGCUGCGCUUCCCACGGCUGGUGGAGCUGAAGCGCUGCGAAGGAGCUUGCGACCACGCGGGACGCCAGUGCUGGCCCACGGUCAAAAACAGCGUCAACAUUAAGGUGGUGAGAGUGAAUGUGACUGGGGGCAAGACACAGGUUCAGUGUGCUGAGGAAAUCAUGGAGGAGCAUGCCAAGUGCAGCUGCAAAUGCCCUGUCAAAAAACUACCACUGCAGCCCAAACCAGGUGUACAAGGCAUUGGAAUGCGCAUGCCUCUGUCCAGACCUACAAAAGCAGCACCAGUGCGAAGCAAUGGAUCGAACUUGGGACCCAGAACAGUGCACGUGUGCUUGCCAGGGAGGCGGGCAGGACUGCUCCACGGGCUACCGCUUCAGCAAACAAGAGUGCAGAUGCAUUCCUGUUGAAGAGCACAAUUUUUAGUUCAAGAUUUCUUCCCCAGAUAAUUCCGUACUGAUGCUUCUAGUACUGCUGCUCAAAGAAACACACAGUGCUUUACAAUAAAAGCUGUGACAGUG